Molecule: messenger RNA, 1023 nt
Organism: Staurois parvus
Lineage: Eukaryota; Metazoa; Chordata; Amphibia; Anura; Ranidae
Source: the annotation of a GenBank genome assembly
AUGUUGGAAUGCUGGCUAGUGGGCAUGGAAAAGACCUGUAGCAGAAUCAAACUACCACAUACAGUGCCAGUGGUUAUUGGACGAGGACCAGAGACACAGAUUGUGGACAAAAAAUGUUCCAGACAGCAAGUGCAGCUGACAUCAGAUUGCAACAAAGGUUAUGUGAAGGUCAAGCAGAUAGGAACUAACCCAACUUGUAUUGACAACGUGGACAUUAGGAAAGAUCAAGAAGUAAAGCUGAAGCCUGGCCAUGUCUUAUAUGUAGUAAAUAAGCUGUAUCCUUACACUGUAGAAUUUGUAAAAGAACCAGGCCAGGCUGAUUCCAGAGACCAACAGAAGAAAUACACCAGCAAGAGACCAUAUGAGAAUUCUCAAAAUAAGAGCAUAGAAACAAUGUGCUCAAAAAUGCAAUCUAAUGAAGUGCUGGAUGUUAACAAGAGCACCGAUGAUACUGCAGCUAAGCAACAACGUGCUUCUCAGUCUGGAGCAGGACACUGGAGCCAAGGGCUAAAGGUUUCUAUGCACGAUCCCAAAAUGCAGGUCUUCAAAGAUGAUAAAGUAGUAGUAAUCAAAGACAAGUACCCCAAGGCACGCUACCACUGGCUGGUUUUACCAUGGCAAUCCAUCUCCAGUCUAAAAGCACUUAGAUCAGAACAUUUGGAGUUGUUACAGCACAUGUAUGAAGUUGGCGAGAAUGUUAUACAGGAACAUUCAUCUCUGAGUAGAGCAAAGUUUAGGCUUGGGUACCAUGUUAUUCCAAGCAUGAGCCAUAUUCAUUUACAUGUCAUAAGUCAAGAUUUUGAUUCUGAUUGCCUAAAAACCAAGAAACACUGGAAUUCUUUCACUACAGAAUAUUUUUUAGAUUCUGAAGAUGUGAUUGACAUGAUAAAACUAAAAGGAAAAGUGGAGGUAAAAGAUGGAGCAUCCGAGCUUCUUAAAUCUUCUCUAAAGUGCAAUGUAUGCAGAGUUCAGCAAGCCACUAUUCCUCAGUUAAAGGAACACCUAAAGAGUCACUGGACCUAA